AUGCCCAAGAUGAUCAAAUACACCGCGGAGCAUAUGCUCGCCCAGGUCAUGGACAAUAUCGACGGCACCGAUCCUACUUUGGAGGCCCUCAAGCUCUAUCCCAUCCCGGAGCUCGAGACGGAUCUGUCCAACUACGAUCAGUGGGAGCGUGUGUUAGACUUUCAUCUUCAAUACUAUGGCCUGGAUGAAUUGGUUGAGUUCAUGAAGAUUGACUAUCCGCACGGUCCCGGGCGCGACGACUUCAAUACGACAGACCACUGGCACCGUUGGCAGCGUCAUUGCCUCCAUGCGUACUCGAUUAUCAACUCAAAGGCCGCGAAGGUCAUUGAGCAGGGCUGUCUGUUGGACGACUGGGGCCCGAUCUCUCAUUGCCCUCAUGAUCUUUUGGAGGCGAUUCGCGAAUACAGGCGGGAAGUUUUCAAUUUGGACUGA
Messenger RNA from Neurospora tetrasperma FGSC 2508, 432 nucleotides. RefSeq lists its product as uncharacterized. Bases 1 to 432 code for a protein of 143 amino acids. NCBI's taxonomy places the organism in Eukaryota, Fungi, Ascomycota, Sordariomycetes, Sordariales, Sordariaceae. The record is from RefSeq and is a predicted model, not a curated record. The transcript has a single exon.